AAUUUGUUUGAGCGGUUGUUUCGGUCGCGUCGGUUGUGCGGAGUUCGACGGUUGUAGCAUAUUAUUAUUGUUGCAAACAUUAAACACACGCGCCACAAAUACUCGCCCCACCUACCCUCUUCUUAACUAGUUUUAGGUACAACACGCAAGUUGUGCAAAAAAUAACGAAAAAAAAACCAAUUUGAAAAGAAAAAGAAGCAACAGGUCGCUGCCCGUUUUGCGUUUGCGUCUGCGUUUUGUGUGUCUCUCGAAAAGGGCAGGCAGGAAAAUUCAAGCCAAUAAAAGAUACAUACAGAAAAAGCCGAAGUGCGCGAAAAUUGUGUUUGCCAACUUGCCUAUGUUUGUUGUUUUGCGAUUAUAAUUUCAGUGUGUGUGUAUGCGUGCGUGUGUUAGCAAUAAACAAACAAACGAAACUGGGGAAUGUUGUUAUUGCCUACACAUAAAUUGUGUGAAAAUUCUGCUGUUGUUUUAACAAUUUAGUCGCGGAAAAGGCGACGCACGUUUGCGUUUUGUGGCAGCAUCGGAAUGCGGCAACAGCAGCAACGCGGCGCAUGCGUCUGCAAAUAUUUGUAUUUGUUGUUGUCGCGACUGCGCAAUUUUACACGCUAAUUGCGCAGACUCCUUGUGCUUGUGUGUGCGUGACUUUCCUGCUGCUGGAAGCUUUCUGACAAAAAAGCUCUCCCAUCACACACCUAUUGACAUCGAUCGCAUUUGCUAGGUCGUAGACCCAAAAAGACACAACUAAUUUAAAGUAAACAUAAACAUAAAAAUAAAAAGUGCAAACAACAGGGAAGGAACAACAUAAAAAUGUCCGGCAAUCAACAGCAGCAGCAGCAGCAACAACAACUUCAACUACAACUACAGCAACAACUGAAGAAUCAGCAACAACAACAACAACAGCAAAAGGCAACAACUUCAAAUACAGCUCCAAGCAAUUUGAUAAAAAUUAAUAGCGUUGACAAAAUUGUACAUAAAACAACAGCGACGAUUAGUAAGCAGCAGCAGCAGCAACAACAACAACAGCAGCAACAAUUUCAGCAGAGACGCUCAUUGCUGCCAUCAACAACAACAACAGCAGCGACAACAGCAGCGCAGCAAAGCGUAACGCCAACGCCGACGCCGGCAGCGCAGUCGCCUGCACAGUCGCAUCAGCUGCAAACUGUGGCCACAAUACAUCAGCAACACUCGACACAACAGCAACACACACAGCACGCAACAGCAACAGCAGCAACUGUUUCUCGUCUCCCCAUCCAACAACAACAACAGCAACAACAACAGAUCAAUAACAGUUCUAAAGAGUUGCCGCCCACGCGACGCAGCUUCUAUCAAUUGCAGCAGCAGCAACAACAGCAACAACAACAGCAGCAGCAGCAAUCGACGCUUAAGGCACAUUUAAAGGCGCCCGCUCACUCGAUCCCCCCUCGCUAUCAGCCACCGCCGCAGCCGGGUCCAGCAGCUGGUGGUGGCAUUUUGAAGCCACACUUGCCUUUGAAGUAUCCACCGGAUAUCCCACAAUUAUCCAGCAUCUAUAUACCAGACUCUGUUAAGCAGCAGCAGCAACAACAGCGACAACAGCAGCGCUAUCUGCAGCAACAGCAGCAGCAACAACAGUCUGUAGGCAAACAGGAUAUGCUAAAGUUUGUGCGCAAACCGGAACAGGAACAUCCGUCGCCCGUUGCAUCGGUCACCUCAUCCAGUGUGGCAGCCACGGGCAUUCCAACAACAACAGCCAAUGGCGGACGUUUAACAGUCGAACAGAAUCGACAAUUGCAGUCCCUGGUGAAUGAGCUCCGCGCGCUGAAGGAACAAAAUCAGCGUCUGCUGGAUGACAAUCAGGAAUUGCGCGAUUUGUGCUGCUUUCUGGACGAUGAUCGUCAAAAGGGACGCAAGCUGGCACGCGAAUGGCAGCGCUUUGGACGAUACACGGCCAGUGUGAUGCGGCAGGAGGUGGCAGCCUAUCAGAACAAACUGCGGCAGCUGGAUGACAAGCAGCAGGAACUGAUCACGGACAAUUUGGAGCUGAAGGAGCUCUGUCUGUAUCUGGACGAGGAGCGCGCCCAUGUGGCAGCAAAUGCUCUGUGCGCCGGCUGCGGAGCAGCGACGCGCAACGCGCUGCGAGAUGAUGGCGACGGCUCCAGUUCAAGCACGAACGCGGAUGAGACAAUCACAGCGCUGCGCAACUAUGCGGAACAACGCCAAUUGCCGCAGGAUCUGCGCAACGCUCACACGCUGAACGAUCAGACGUUGCAAUAUGUGCGCUCGUUGGAGCGACGCAUCCAGCAGCUGGAGGAAGAGCGCACCACGCCCACAGCCAAUAUGCAGCAGCAGCAACAGCAGCAAUCACAACAACAGCAGCAGCAGGGACAAUCAACAACAACAGCAGCAGCAAAAGCAACAGUCGCAUCACCAGCCAAAUUAGCGCCUUCGCCACAUCCUCCUCCACCUCCACAUCUUCACAGCCAGCAGGACAUCAGUCAGGCGGUUGCAGCUGCUGCGGCAGCAAUGCAAAUGCAACAGUUGCCCGAACCCAUCGCCGGUCGUCCCGAGGCUGUUGUUCGUGCCCUGCAAGUGCUCGAGGUGCGAGAGCAGUUGGAACGAGAUCGUCUCGGAAAUUUGGCGGGCAAUGCUUUGGAUCAGAUGGAUGAUGGCGAGAAGGCGCUGGUGCGCGAGAUGUGCAACGUGGUGUGGCGCAAGCUGGAAGGGAGCCCACAUGCUGCCACAGCACUUGAACCGCUCUAAGCAUUUACCAAUACAAACAAAACUAAAACUUGGCUAACAACACACACACACAUCCACAAACACAAACACACCUACUUACUAAACACACAUUGUACAAAGUUUAAGCUUAAGCGCUUUAUUUAAAACAAGAAGAUGAAAUACUCAACAUAUCGAUUUUCGUGUAAUCCUUGACUGUUAAUUUUUUUACAUUUUACAUUUCGAAUGCACUCGCAUGUUAAGCUAACAUUAACAGAACAGAGAUGUUAGACUAACAUCAACAGCUACCACGAUGAGUAUACGAACAAAUGAGCUGUCCUCAAAAACAAACAACAAAAAAUACAAUGCAACAAAUAUUUUCAUAACUA
Messenger RNA from Drosophila albomicans, 3083 nucleotides. RefSeq lists its product as uncharacterized. The transcript is spliced from 5 exons. The record is from RefSeq and is a predicted model, not a curated record. Lineage: Eukaryota; Metazoa; Arthropoda; Insecta; Diptera; Drosophilidae. Bases 808 to 2739 code for a protein of 643 amino acids.